AUGCAUGGUUUUAGUAAUGCAAACUAUUUUUUAACUAUAGCUUUUAUAUCUGUUGUUUCUUCAAUGUCGUUUUGAUGAAGAGAUGUUAUAUCAGAGGGUAAAAUGUUUUUCAAAAGUACUAUACUGUUUAUUGAUAAUUUGAAUAUAGCUAAAGCUAUCCCUAUCAAAGAUAUAGAGAAAGCUUUAAAUUUUUAUAAAGCUAAUAAUAACAAUUCUAUACUAGCUACAAAGAAUAAUUUAGGUCAUUAUUUAGCUGGCCUGUUAGAGGGAGACGGACAUAUAUCUAUUCCUGCUUUAGGUAAUACAACUUUAAACCGAGUACUUAACCCUAGAAUAGUUUUUACUUCACAUAUUAACAAUUUAGGUAUGUACGCCUUUAUCCAGUCAGAGUUAGGUAAUGUGGGACGUUUUCAAAUUACAGGUGAAAAUAUUCUUCGUUAUAUUAUUGGAGAUAAGGCUGGAAUUAUGCUUUUUAUUAACUUAAUACAUGGUAAACUUAGAACACCUAAGAACAAAAGAUUUAAUGAUCUAAUUAAAGUAUUUAACGCUAAAUAUUCUUUAGGCAUAUCAGAAAGUUUAUUAGAUAAUUCCUACUUUACAAACAAUAGUUGAUUUACAGGCUUUACGGAAGCUGAUGGACAUUUUGGUAUUAAAUAUGUCGAAAGCAAAGCUAAAUCAGAUACUCGUAAAAGGUCUGUUAGUAAAAAUAUUAGUCUAAAAUUUAGAUUAGAUCAGCGUUCAUAUGACAAGCCUACAUCUUCUUCUAUGAAACCUUUUAUGGAAAGUUUAGCUUUAUUUUUGUCUUGUAACCUUAAAAAUUAUACUAACAAUAAAGGUUCAGAAGCAUUAUCUCUAAGUGUAUUAUCUAUAGAUGGUGUAAAAUUUCUUAUUGAUUAUUUUAAUAAAUAUCCCUUGUUGGGUAAUAAGUCUAAUGAUUUUAAUAAAUGAGGGAUUGUCUACAAUAUGAUUAUAUCUAAGGAACAUCUUACUGAACAAGGUAAACUAAAGAUUAGAUCUUUGAUAGGAAAAUUGUAA
Molecule: messenger RNA, 1035 nt
Organism: Sclerotinia sclerotiorum 1980 UF-70
Lineage: Eukaryota; Fungi; Ascomycota; Leotiomycetes; Helotiales; Sclerotiniaceae
Source: the annotation of a RefSeq genome assembly